Messenger RNA from Seminavis robusta, 483 nucleotides. NCBI's taxonomy places the organism in Eukaryota, Bacillariophyta, Bacillariophyceae, Naviculales, Naviculaceae. The record is from the annotation of a GenBank genome assembly.
AUGACAACCAACAUAGAUCUUUCAGAUCAAAUUGAGAACAUCAAAAACAAACUUGACUCAGUGGGAUACGAUCUACCAACAUCUGUCGAGGAGUGCAAGAAAGCCCAAAGGCAGGCUACCAAAGACUUCACCACAGCCAUGAAAGAAGAAUUGAAGAACAAGCCUCUUCGGAAAGCACACCUAAAACAGCUGAUCAAGGAUGCACGUGAAAAGGGAGACAAAAAGUUAGUCAAAGCUCUAAAACACAUCCAGAGAGCAGAGGAUUCCAACACAAUAUUCGACAAGCUUCGAAUCAUCCGGAACAAGAUCCCGUCUGGUGGCCUCAAGCAUCUCCUAGUCCCCGAAAACCCCAACGAAAAUCCCAAGGAGUGUCAACACUGGAGGCAAGUGGAUGUCCAGAAGAAAUUGAGGCACUUUUACAAGAGCGCAACCGACAACACUUUGGACAAUCAAAAAAUUGAAUCUGACGAAUCCUCCAACUGA